AUGGGUUUAUGUCAAUCCUCAGAAGAAGACAACCAAGAACAUCAAAAGAGCAAUGAGAUUGACAAGUUACUUGAGAAAGAAAAGAGCAACCGAGAAAAAGAUUGUAAAAUCUUGCUGCUAGGAAGUGGCGAGUCUGGAAAAUCAACGAUAUUGAAGCAAAUGAAGAUUAUCAACUUGAACGGUUAUUCCAAUGACGAAUUAUUCACAUGGAGAGCAACAGUAUACAGAAAUGUGGUGGAAUCAGCGCAGACCAUUGUUCAAGCUGUGCGAGAUUCUGGUACAGCAUUCGAACGCAGUGAACUCAAUGAUAACGUGGAUCGAAUACUAUCAUAUCGUGUAUCUGGAAACCCAAAGAGUCAAUUGAGUCCUGAGAUCAUUGCGCUGACAAAACUAUUAUGGCAAGAUUCCGCAGUGAAAUCAUGCUUAGCAAAAGGAGAAUAUGGAUUUUAUUUGAUGGAUUCAGCACCAUACUUUUUUGAUUCUUUAGAUCGCAUUGGACAGGCAAACUACGUCCCAAAUGAACAAGAUGUCUUGCGGGCAAGACUCAAAACCACAGGCAUCACCGAGAUACAGUUUCAAUUAGGUGGUUUAUUAAUACAUAUGUUUGAUGUUGGUGGACAACGCUCAGAACGGAAAAAGUGGAUUCACUGUUUCGAUUCAGUGACAUCCAUUAUUUUUUGUGUAGCAUUAAGCGAAUAUGAUCAAGUAUUACUCGAAGAGUCUAAUCAGAAUCGCAUGUUGGAGAGUCUGGCGCUGUUUGAGUCCAUUGUGAAUAGUAGAUGGUUCAUUCACUCUUCAAUCAUGCUAUUUUUAAACAAAGUAGAUGUAUUUAAAGCCAAGAUUGCUGGUUCGCCACUAGAGAAUUAUUUCCCUGACUAUGGAGGUGGCAAUGAUGCUAAUAAGGCCGCUAAAUAUAUACUCUGGAGAUUCCUACAGUGUAACAGAAACAAACUAAACAUCUACCCACAUCUAACACAAGCUACUGAUACAUCAAAUAUUCGAUUUGUAUUUGCUGCUGUCAAGGAGACGCUGCUACAAAAUGCAUUGAGAGAUUCUGGCAUGCUAUAA
Mucor velutinosus is the source of this 1068-nucleotide messenger RNA. RefSeq lists its product as uncharacterized. Bases 1 to 1068 code for a protein of 355 amino acids. Lineage: Eukaryota; Fungi; Mucoromycota; Mucoromycetes; Mucorales; Mucoraceae. The record is from RefSeq and is a predicted model, not a curated record. Gene Ontology annotation, biological process: adenylate cyclase-activating G protein-coupled receptor signaling pathway. Gene Ontology annotation, cellular component: heterotrimeric G-protein complex. The transcript is spliced from 8 exons. Gene Ontology annotation, molecular function: GTP binding; G protein-coupled receptor binding; GTPase activity.